Molecule: messenger RNA, 978 nt
Organism: Dichotomopilus funicola
Lineage: Eukaryota; Fungi; Ascomycota; Sordariomycetes; Sordariales; Chaetomiaceae
Product: S-adenosyl-L-methionine-dependent methyltransferase
Exons: 8
Coding region: 1-978 (325 amino acids)
Source: RefSeq, a predicted model, not a curated record
AUGACAGGCAGGACAGAGGCAAAUAUCGAGGUCGACGAGACGCACGUGGAAGACAACGAUUCCACGCUCGGCGAUGAGAUUUCGGCUUUCACCGCUUCGAUCACCUCGAGCGUCCUGGACUAUCCCGUCGAAAAUGGACGCCGCUAUCAUGCGUUUCGGGCUGGCGCAUAUUAUUUACCCAACGAUGAACUUGAGCAAGAUCGCCUCGACCUAUCCCAUGCGCUCAUGACAAAAGCCAUCGGUGAUGAGUUGUUUCUCGCGCCCAUUGACACAGACAAGAUCGACCGCGUCCUUGACAUAGGGACCGGAACUGGAAUUUGGAGCAUGGCGAUGGGGGAUGAGUUCCCGAACAUUUCAGAGGCAUGCUUCGCCAUACAACCUCCAUGGGUGCCACCAAACGUGCGCUUUGAGAUUGACGACGUCGAAUACCCAUGGGUCUACGAGCGACCCUUUGACUUCAUCUUCUGCCGCUACAUGACCGGAUCCAUCCUCGACUGGCCCACGCUUGUCGGCCGAGUUUACGAAAACCUUGCCCCUGGAGCCUGGGCCGAAUUCCAAGACUUCGACCUGCAGUACUAUUCCGAAGACGGCUCCCUCACCCCCGAAUCCUCCACCCUCCGCUGGAUCAACACCUUCCUAGAAGCGUCACGCAAAGCCGGCCGCGAGCCAUGCCCAGGCCCCAAACUCGAGGAAUGGGCGCGCGACGCCGGGUUCACCAAUAUCGAGCACCGACGAUUUCGCCUGCCCAUCGGCCCGUGGGCGAAGGAUCCGCAUCUGAAGCAAGUCGGGAUGUAUAACAUCUCGCAGAUCAUGACGGGGUUGGAGGCGUUUUCGCUACGGCUGUUCUGUGGUGUGUUGGGGUGGAAGGAGAAUGAAGUGUUGGCGUUGUUGACGAAAGUGAGGAGUGAGUUGAAGGAGCCUAAGUUGCAUGCACAGUUUGAUUACCACGUUGUCUACGGACAAAAAAAGAGCAAAUAA